AUGUGCAAGUUCAAUUGCUCUCUCGCCAUUGUAUCAGCUGCUGACUUUGUACAGGGCCUGAAGGUCAAAGGAGAGAUCUCCUUGACCUGUGAUGCCUGGCAGGCCAGCAACAUCAACGGAUACUUUGUUGUGACAGCUCACUGGAUUAAGGAGCUAGAGCCAGGGAAGUGGAAGAUGGAAGACAUGAUAAUCGGGCUCACACAACUCAACAACGCACACCAUGGGAGACAUCUUGGCGAGGCACUGUUCAAGGUUGUUCAGCAGCUCAGAAUUGAGCAUCAAGUUGGGCACGUCACUUGUGAUGGAGCCUCAAACAACAUCACAAUGCUUGAGAAAUUCACGGAGUUGAUUGAGUCUGUCACCACUAGAGAGUGGGAUCCUGUUCAGCGUCGGAUCAGAUGUCUUGCGCACGUCAUCAACAUGGGAACCUGCAAGCUCAUUGACACAUACAGCACCUUCUCACAUUUUGAUCCAAGGGAUCCAGAAGCGCAUAUCCCUGACCUCACUGAUUCACCAAAUUGUGAUGAAAUUGGGAUCAUCCAGACCAUUGCAGUCAAGGAGCAUUUUUCUUUGCAGCACAAGUCUCUGUGGAAGCGUGUGUGGACUAAGACCACCAGGACCACUGCAAUUGUGAAGCAGCUUGUCCUCAACAUGAAAGUCCGGUGGUCAUCAAUGUUGGACAUACUCACUACCUUGUUCAAAGCAAAAAAGAGUGAUAACACAUUUGUAUUUGCUCUUGCUGGUGACAAACCAAAUCCCACAAAGCAAAAGAAACUUCUGGCUCUCCAGUUGACUGACACUGAGUGGCACCGCGUUAAUCUUUUCCUCAAUCUUCUUGCGGAGGCCAAUGUGACAAUCAACCCAAAAACAAAGUCGAAAAGAGAAGUGAAUUCGAAGACUGGAGAAUACAACCAAGUAGAUACAGUGUUUAUACCCAAAUCCAGUCUGAGUCAUAUCUACAACUAA
This is a messenger RNA of Mycena citricolor, 966 nucleotides long. Lineage: Eukaryota; Fungi; Basidiomycota; Agaricomycetes; Agaricales; Mycenaceae. The record is from the annotation of a GenBank genome assembly.